AUGAAUAAGAUUAUUUUAACUAUCUGCUUAAUUGGCUUCGCAGUUGCUUCAAAUCCUGUCGCUAUCUUCCACGGUUUCGGUGAUGCAUGUGCUAACCCUGGUAUGAAGUCCUUCACUAAGUAAAUUGCUGCUGGUGUUAAUGGAGCAUAUGUUAAAUGUGUUGAAAUUGGAAACGGUGCUAUGUCUAGUGUUCUUAUGAGAUUUGAUAAAUAAGUAGAAAAUGCUUGCAAUAGUAUUAAACAAGACCCUAACUUUUAAGGUAAAACAAUUAAUGUCCUUGGAUUAAGUCAAGGUGGUCUUAUCGCAAGAGGUAUCAUUGAAACUUGUGACUUUGGAGGCAGUGUUGCUCGUCUUAUUUCUAUUGGUGGUCCUCAAAUGGGUGUUGCUACUAUUCCUAAAUGCCAUAAGGGAAUUUUCUGUAACAUAUUAAAUGGCCUUGUUGAUGAUCUUGUUUACACUCCUCUCGCUUAAAAGACUGUUGGUCCUGCUGGUUACUUCAGAAACCCUAAGCAUUAUAACACUUAUUUAAAACACAGCAUUUUCCUUCCUAUUGUUAACAAUGAAAGAUAAGUCAAUCAAACUUACAAGGACAGAUUUGUUGCCCUCGAAAAAGUUUAAUUGACUAUGUUCAGCAAGGACUCCGUCAUUGAUCCCAAGGAAACUGCUUGGUUCUCCUUCUAUGGAACUGAUGGAAAAACUGUUGUUGGAAUCGAAUAACAAGAUGUUUUCACCUAGGAUUUGUUUGGUUUGAAGACAGUUUAUGAUGCUGGUAAAGUAGAAUUUAUAACUAUUGAUGGCGAUCAUUUAAGAUUCUCAACCGAAGACAUCCAAAAUAUUUACAUUCCUGCUCUCUAAUGA
Molecule: messenger RNA, 858 nt
Organism: Tetrahymena thermophila SB210
Lineage: Eukaryota; Ciliophora; Oligohymenophorea; Hymenostomatida; Tetrahymenidae
Product: palmitoyl-protein thioesterase
Exons: 2
Cellular component (GO): lysosome
Molecular function (GO): palmitoyl hydrolase activity; thiolester hydrolase activity
Source: RefSeq, a predicted model, not a curated record